AUGAUUUGGAGAGAAUAUCGUGACUACUCAUAUCUGCGUGGUCGCGCGCCAAGUAUACUGUACUGUGCUGCUGUUCAAGGUUCACAACACCUUGCGGAGCUAAUGCUGUCAGCUGGGGCAGAUGUGAAUGCCCAAAGUGGCUACUUCGGCAACGCGCUGCAGGCAGCAUUGUAUACUGAACACAGCAGCAUUGCACGGUUGCUAAUAGAGAAUGGAGCCGAUGUGAAUGCUCAAGGAGGGAGGUACGGUAACGCUCUCCAAGCGGCGUCAUAUCGCGGCGAUGAAGGCACUAUCCAGCUCCUGCUCAGCAAGGGUGCUACCGUGGAUGAGCAGGGCGGCUGUUACCAAACAGGAUUACAGGCUGCUGCUGCUGCUGGGCAUGAAGGUGUUGUACAGCUCCUCCUGCAAAAAGGUGCCAAUGUCAAUACCAAAGGCGGCAAGUAUGGUAGCGCUCUACAGGCUGCAUCA
Molecule: messenger RNA, 468 nt
Organism: Stereum hirsutum FP-91666 SS1
Lineage: Eukaryota; Fungi; Basidiomycota; Agaricomycetes; Russulales; Stereaceae
Product: ankyrin
Exons: 1
Molecular function (GO): protein binding
Source: RefSeq, a predicted model, not a curated record